Molecule: messenger RNA, 2273 nt
Organism: Trichogramma pretiosum
Lineage: Eukaryota; Metazoa; Arthropoda; Insecta; Hymenoptera; Trichogrammatidae
Product: transcription initiation factor TFIID subunit 5-like
Exons: 3
Coding region: 165-2147 (660 amino acids)
Biological process (GO): transcription initiation at RNA polymerase II promoter
Cellular component (GO): transcription factor TFIID complex
Molecular function (GO): protein binding; RNA polymerase II general transcription initiation factor activity
Source: RefSeq, a predicted model, not a curated record
GUAAGCGUAAGGUAUGGAGUAGAGCCACGAGCGUCGUCAGUCAGUCGGCUAAGUACAAGCACGUGGCACGUACGCAUCGGCAUUCGUUUGUGUCGCUACUCUUUGUGCACACUAAAUCUGUUUAUAUUAAUUUAUACGUUUUGUGCAGUUAGAAUCUCGACAAUAUGGUCAUCAUGGAGAAAGACAACAGCAUCCAGAUCGCUCUGCUUCAGCUUCUUAAAAAGUUUAACUUUAACGAAACUUUUGAAUUAUUUAAAAAAGAAGCCCACAUCGACGAGUCUGAAAUAGCAGAGCUGGAACCUAUCAAUACCGAUGUUGAGAAUGUUCUAUCAUCUUUCAAAGAUGAUUGGGAACCUCAACGGUAUGACAAAGCUUAUAGAGAGUUACAAAAGUUUAUUGAAACUUCUCGGGAUAGCUACAAGCACGAGAUGGGAACAAUAUUGUAUCCUGUACUUGUACACAUGUACUUGGAGAUGGUGUAUUUGAAUUACUCUGAAGAAGCUCAAAGCUUAUUAGAAAAGCAUAGUCGAGGAAUAGAAGAUUAUUACCAAACGGAAUUGCAACAAUUAUCUCAUGUAACCAAGAGAGAACAUUUGGUUGAAAAUGAACUAGCUAACACAUUCAACAAGCAGCAGUUUAACAGAAGGAUAUCUCGAGAUGCUUUAUCAAUCUUAAAAAGAUUUUUGAGCGAAGGAAAACCAAAUAAUCUUUUAUUAAUGAAAAUUGUAUCAGCAAACAUAAAUUUUGAUAUCUACGAAGGAGUCCCAAGAAAUAAAACUCAAAUUGAAGCAACGUUUGGCUCAUUGAUUGGAGAAGUUUCUAGAACAGCUAAUGAAGCUAAAGUUUAUUAUGGACUUUUGAAAGAGCAAGAUGUACAGGAGCCUGUACCAAUUGCUGCCGAAGAUGAAGAUGACGAAGUUGGAGAUGAAGAUUAUAGACCCAAAAAGAAGAAAGCAAAAAAAGAUAAUAUUGUUUCAAAACAAACAAAACCUGAUCCUAAUGCUCCAUCGUGGACGAGAAUGCCAUUACCCAACUUGAGGGACAUUUAUAAAAUAGAAAAAAUAAAAGAAAUGCAAGAAGCUCAAAAAAGAGUUACAUUAGGUCCAGAUUGUUUGCCGUCAAUUUGUUUCUAUACUUUAAUGAACUCUGUUAACACAGCUAUUUGUGCAGAAGUAUCUGAAGAUUCAAGCCUCCUUUCUGUAGGUUUCAGUGAUUCAAGCAUUAAAGUAUGGAGUUUAGUGCCUCAAAAACUGCAAAAGAUAAAAGAUGCUAAACAACUUGCGAAUGUUUCGUGUGAGUCAGACGAUGUUUUGGUUAGAAUGAUGGAUGACGAAUCAGCAGAAACUGUUCGUACUCUGUAUGGACACACCGGACCUGUUUACAGCCUCUCAUUUAGUCCAGAUGAAAGAAUACUGUUAUCUUCCUCUGAGGAUGGGACAGUGAGAUUAUGGUCACUUCAUACAUGGACCAGCUUAGUUUGUUACAAAGGUCAUCUUUUUCCUGUAUGGUCCGUAAAAUUCUCACCGCAUGGCUACUACUUUGCUACUGGUUCAAGUGAUAGAACAGCAAGAUUGUGGGCUACGGAUUCACAUGAACCAUUACGAAUAUUUGCUGGACAUCAUGCUGAUGUUGAUGUUGUUCAAUUCCAUCCUAAUUCUAAUUAUUUAGCAUCUGGAUCUAGUGAUAAUACUGUCAGAUUGUGGGAUUGUACUACUGGUAGUCAAGUUAGAUUAAUGACAGGACACAAAAAUGCAAUUUACGCAUUGACCUUUUCUAUGGAUGGAAGAAUUUUAGCUUCAGCUGGUAUGGAUGGUAGUGUUUUACUGCAUGAUCUUGCACAAGGUCAUUUAGUAGCUGCUUUAAGUAGUCACACUGCAAAUAUACAUUCAUUAACGUUCAGCAGAGAUGGUAAUCUUUUGGUAUCUGGUUCGCUGGACUGUUCUAUAAAAGUGUGGGAUUAUAGAAAAUUAACAAAAGAUUUGAAUGUAGAUGAUGCCAAUGUGUCGCAUACUCCAGAUGUAAAAACUUGUACAAAUAAUUAUUUGUUAAGAACUUAUAGAACAAAAAGUACACCAGUUUUGACGACCCAAUUUUCAAGAAGAAAUGUAAUGUUGGCAAUCGGAAUGUUUGAUGCUAAUCUUUCGUAGCUAGCUUAUGGUGUGUAAAUUUGUGUAAAUAUCUUGUGGCGUGGAAAUCUGUGUAAAUAGCUUGUGGCGUGGAAAUCGACGUAAAUAUGUCUUUAAUAAGGUAGAAGUGACAAUUUAGAUGAUAAU